Molecule: messenger RNA, 757 nt
Organism: Helianthus annuus (common sunflower)
Lineage: Eukaryota; Viridiplantae; Streptophyta; Magnoliopsida; Asterales; Asteraceae
Exons: 2
Coding region: 48-485 (145 amino acids)
Source: RefSeq, a predicted model, not a curated record
UUUUUAUACCCACAAACACAAAAAGAGAACCUCUCUUUCUCAACUCCAUGAUGGCGUCAGCAUUCUGUGUUUCUCAAACUCAUCUCCUUACAUAUGCUCAGACCACACGAUUCAGAAUCAGAUCACGCAUCAAUGGAAGAUACCCACAAAGCUUACGCAUCAUCAACAUGAAGAAGAGGUGUUUAAGAUGCAACACUUUGUAUGAAGACAAAGAUAACUCCCCAACUGCUUGUUCUUUUCAUGGGCAUGCUAAUGGUGAUAAAGGAUUAUUGGCAUUGGCCCCGCCGCACCAAGGCAUUGACGGUGAAUGGAGUGAUGGAUCAGGGGUAAUUGUAUACAAAUGGAAUGAAAAGACUGAUAGACCAAAUACCGGAAGGCCGAACUGGAAAAAGAGAUGGAGCUGCUGUGCCGAGUAUGGUGACAACGCACCACCUUGUCGCCAAGGUUGGCAUGUCUCCUAUGAUGAUGGCUUUACUUUAUUCUAAUUAAUAUGAAAGUAUGAAACUUUAUAAUUCGGGUAUGUGCUGUGUAUAUGUACUUCUUUAGAAAAUACCAUUUGUUGAAACUUUAAAAGGCACGCUUGAGCACGAGGAUCUCAGGAAAACGCAUUAGGGGCUUGAGUUGGCGCCUCAUGUUCUGGGUCAAACUUGGUUAAAGUUAGGUUAUGUAGGAUGCCGAUAUGUAGAAACGAUCAUAUGCAUGAAGAAAUUAUAAAAGGUUUACUUGAUAAAAAUGCUAAUGUGUAAAAUAGACGAUA